UCGAUGCGCACCACAACAUCUGGCGUCUCUACAUAUUAAUAUUCAUCCAACAAAUAAGUAAUUUUAAAACGCCGUUUUCCGAUAAUGGGAUAUUGCAAGAUGCCUUAAUUAGUACGAAGUUUACAUGCAACUUAACUUUUUCCACUUAUAGCCUAUAAGCGCUAUAUAUAGUUUUGCUGGACCGAAUCGAUAUCAUUGAUCAUGUUAAAACAUACGGCAAAUUAUCCAUUUUACACAGACAUCACUAUGCUGUCCGAGGAUGAAGAAAACCGGAUUGAGAGUGACGGAAGCUCGAACCGGAGUUAUGGAUGGUGCCCGGGCUCAGACUUGCGCCAGGGGAUGGUGACCAGCGACGUCGUCUUCAUUAAGCAGCGGAGAGUAGCCAAUGCCAGGGAAAGGGACCGCACAAUGAGCGUGAACACGGCCUUCUCGGCCCUCCGGACUCUCAUACCCACUGAGCCGGUGGACAGAAAGCUCUCCAAGAUAGAAACCCUGCGCUUAGCCUCCAGCUACAUCUCGCAUUUGGGGAACGUCCUGUUGACAGGAGAGGGCGGUACGGAUGGACAGCCAUGCAUGACAGCUGUGCGCUACGCUCAGGCGGAUAGUGAAUUAAAGCAACGAAGAGCAAUAUGCACCUUCUGCCUCAGCAAUCAAAAGAAGUGGGUGAAAGAUGGCAGAGAUUCUCGAAAGUUGCACGGGGUCAGUUCGCUGCAAACAGGCCACAGGUAAACGGCAGUCUUGUUAAGCAGAGUUGCAAUCCGUAUGCGAGUCGCAUGGAAGUGCCCCCAGCUGGAACCCUGGAGGGCUGUGCAGAGAGCUGGGAAAAGAGAACAUGAUACAUGGGAUUUAACAUGGACUGUUCAGGCAACAGGGGACCCAGUGAACAAGUACAUACAUGGAAAUAUUGUGACAGAUUUAUUUGAUUUGUAUUUGAUGAUUUGGAUUUAGCCAGAGUGAAAUCUUAUUUUCUGAGAACUGGUGAUAUCCAUUCUUUAAUAGAUACACACAAAUAUACGCAUAUAUUAUUAAAUAUUAUUUGUGUAAUUCUGUUUUUGUCAUAUUUAAAAGGCAUCUCAUUGUGAAAGAAUAAAUUCACUAAGAAA
Messenger RNA from Paramormyrops kingsleyae, 1103 nucleotides. Its product is annotated as transcription factor 15-like. Gene Ontology annotation, biological process: developmental process; regulation of transcription by RNA polymerase II. NCBI's taxonomy places the organism in Eukaryota, Metazoa, Chordata, Actinopteri, Osteoglossiformes, Mormyridae. The record is from RefSeq and is a predicted model, not a curated record. Gene Ontology annotation, molecular function: DNA-binding transcription factor activity, RNA polymerase II-specific; protein dimerization activity; RNA polymerase II transcription regulatory region sequence-specific DNA binding.